AUGCCGGACACUCCCCUAAACCGUUUCGCAGCAGUUCAGAAGUCGCGUUCCGUGAUCAGUAGCGAAGAUGCUGAUGAUUCGGAGCUCCUGUUUCCAAUGUAUACCGUUUCGCUGGAUGUCUUGUUGCAGAUGAAGAAGGUCCGGAGGCACGAGGAGCUGUUGGACGCCGGGGUCCUGAUCAAAUACCGGAGUAGCCUGGGUCGUGCGAUGUUCAUCUCGCACCAGUGGCUCUCGGAUGACCACCCGGACCCUGACGGAGAGCAGCUGGAGGUGCUCCAAGCGGCGAUUGGCAACAUCUUGACCGGCAAGAGCUCAGUCCAUGUGCCAGUCAUCACGGAGAUGACGCUCGGCCGCGUGCCAACGCCUACAGCGGCUGACCUGAGGGCUCAGCCACUGCAUAUUUGGUACGACUACUUCUCGUGCCCUCAAGGCGGUGACCUCAUGGCUAAGAGCAGACGACAAGCGGCCAUUGACUCCAUAGUCUCCUACAUCUCCCGAUGUGAGUACUUCGUGAUCCUCUGCCCGGCUUUGGCUCACGCACAGCAGCAGUCGAUGUUGGGCGAACAUACUUGGGCAGAGAGAGGGUGGUGUCGCACGGAACGACUCGCGCGGGAGCUUGCCGCAAGAGGUGAUGGCUUUGCCUUCGUGAUCCAGAGCUCUACUCAUCAGCACUUGGUUCUGAACGGAGUCAGGCACUUGGAUGCCCCAGGCUCCGGGCAGUUCACCGUCGCAUCGGACCGCACUAAGAUCGGGCGGGUCAUUCUUCAGAUGGUGUGGAAGAAGCUUCUGUACCUCCUGGAGCAGGGCGACUUGCACAACUAUCGGUUCUUGCUCAACACGCAGGCCAGGUGCUGCUUCCGCAACCUGAACACGGCACCCAUCGAAAGCUUGGUACCGGCCUUUGUCCCACGAGCUGACCCAUGUACAGAGCCCAAAGCAUUUAUCGUCGAGCAUUUUCUGCAUGAGAAUGGGUUUCGAACACUCCGCGAGCGCGACCAUGCGGGCUGGACGCCACUGUGCUAUGCCGCCAUGAGCGGCCGGCCAGGUCUUGUUGAAGCCCUCUUGGAGUGCAAGGCCAACUGCAACGACAAGAUUGCCAAACCUAAGCUCGAGCUGGGCUUUCCGAAGCACAUGAACGUCCUCAGCUUAGCCACCCAUUUUGGAAACAUCGAGCCUCUCAAGGCCCUCCUUUCAGCUCGUGCCUCCGUAGGUGCCCGUGCAAGUAUUCGGAGCAUUGCCUUGCAUUGGGCGUGCCUUUCAGAUAACGUGGAAGCCUUCCGGAUCCUUCGCGCGGCUGGGUCGGAUGUGCGGGCCGCGAUGCUUCCUGGACUGGAUUCCUUUGGGGUGGCUUGUGCUGGUGGAUCGUGCCACAUCUUGCAGGAGUUCAUCGCGCAGGAACCGAGAGUGAGCUUGCGGCACUGCCUGCAUUAUGCUCUGAUUGUUGACGGUGCCUCCAAGCCUGCUCUCGCGACUCUCAUCGAGGCAAGGGCGGACAUCAAUGAGCAGCUUCGUUUGACGCAGGUCCCCUGGCGGAUGGUCUUCGCAAUUUACGGUCUGAAGCACAGAGUCAGCCCAUCCGGUCUCACGACGCUGGCCUAUCAUCACCAUGGUGCCACGCCCGUCAUGGGGAUUCUGAAUCAUUGGCUCCUGACUUUGUUGGCGGGCAUUGCAACCUAG
This is a messenger RNA of Symbiodinium natans, 1677 nucleotides long. Lineage: Eukaryota; Dinophyceae; Suessiales; Symbiodiniaceae. The record is from the annotation of a GenBank genome assembly.